UAAUCUUGCUUUCGGAAUAUCGGACUCCGUCGGGAUUAUGUAUAUAUUAAUUUAGUUCGACCACUAAUUCUUUUCCAUCUUUUUUCGCUGUGCGUCUCUCAUAUUUUCCUUUCUGCGCAAAAGCUAAAGGUUAUGGCUUUUCUUCUUUCUCUUUUCUCUCAAUUCCCAAUUCAAGCUUCAGAUUGCAAUUGAAACCCUUCCCUUCUCAAAACCCUAACCCUAAUUUUAUAUUCUUUCUUCAAAGUUUCGGAUUCGAAUUUCCUUUAAUCUCUCUGUUUUAGUUCUGGUAUUGACACAGUAAAAUGGUCCGUGGUGACUCCUCGACUUCACUUGCUCCUGGAUUCCGAUUCCACCCUACUGAUGAGGAACUGGUUCGCUAUUACCUUAAACGAAAGGUUACCAACAAACCUUUUCGGUUUGAUCCAAUCGCUGUCAUCGAUAUCUACAAGUCCGAGCCAUGGGAUCUCCCAGAUAAGUCGAAGUUGAAGAGCAGGGAUUUGGAGUGGUAUUUUUUUAGUAUGCUCGAUAGGAAAUAUGGCAAUGGAUCUAAGACUAACCGGGCGACAGAGAAAGGAUACUGGAAAACAACUGGGAAGGACCGUCCUAUUCAGUGGAACUCACGAACUGUGGGGAUGAAAAAGACCCUUGUUUACCAUCUUGGACGUGCCCCUCGCGGUGAGCGCACCAAUUGGGUAAUGCAUGAGUAUCGCCUUGCUGAUGAGGAUUUGCAGAAAGCAGGGAUUGUUCAAGAUUCAUUUGUGCUGUGUAGGAUUUUCCAAAAGAGUGGAACAGGGCCGAAGAAUGGAGAGCAGUAUGGGGCACCAUUUGUUGAGGAGGAGUGGGAUGAUGAUGAGGUGGUAGCUCUACUACCGGGUGAAGAGAUGGUGGUGACAGAUGAAGUAGCAGUUGGAGAUGAUGCAUGUGUGGAAGCUAAUGAUCUAGACCAGAAUUUUGAUGGCAUUGCAUCUGGAAAUGCUUCUGUCCCUGUGAAUUACUACCAUGGUGAAGCAAGCAACUAUGUGGAGCAGAGCUCUGGAAACUGCAGUGGAGAUGAUCAAAAGCCUAUAAUUAUUGGCAAAGAAGAAACACAGUAUGGUUCUAAUCUGCCAGAUGACCAGAACUUAUUCAAUUUGGCUGGGCAAUAUGAGGUUGAUGCCAAAGCAGUGAGACAUGAAUACAUGGCUGAAUCUAGAUGCAAUAUGAAUGCUGUUGAUGACAAUUACUUGCUUGAUGAGCCAUUUGUGGAUGCUACUGAUAAUCCUCCAUUCAGUGAAGGAUUGUUCCUGGAGGCUAAUGAUCUCUCAAAUCCUGUGGAACCAGAGUCUACUGGAGAUUCUACACCUUUUGACAUGGUUGACGAGUAUCUCAGUUUCUUUGAUGCUAAUGAUGACAACCUGACUUUUGAUCCUUCUGAACUUAUGGGGACUGAAUAUGCUAUUCCUGAUCAAGAUCAUCUAUUUGAGAAGGAUGUCAAUGGCGGAGCUAAGGCAGUUCCAGUGGUAACCUCAGAAUUAUCAGAAGCACAUGGCAACAAUGAUGCAUCCUCCUCGAAGCAACUAAAGCCAGAAGCAACGAUGUUCGAAUCAGAUAUGAAAUAUCCGUUCAUGAAGCAAGCCAGUCAAAUGUUGGGCAGCAUUCCUGCACCACCAGCAUUUGCUUCUGAGUUCCCUGUUAAGGACAGAGCUCUGCAGUUAAAUGCAGCACAAUCUUCCAGUUCAAUUCGUGUUACUGCUGGUGUAAUUAGAAUAGAAAAUAUUACUUUUGGCAGUAGCGGAAUGGACUGGUCAUCCAACAAGAAUCAGAAUGUCAACAUCAUCCUCUCUUUUGACAUGGCGCAAGCCAAUGUAGGUCCGGCAAGUUUGGUACCAAUGGGGAGCUUCUUCUCAGGCAAGGCAAUGUCUACAGUGUCACGGGGCUGGUACUUCCUAAUGUUCUUUUGGGUCCUAAUUUUUUCAGCAACUUUUAAAAUUGGGACCUACGUCUGUACCAAAUAGCUAUACUGGUCAAUGAAGUUGGCUGGGGAGAUGCUUAAAACUGUUCCCUGGGAUGAAUUUCCUUUCGGGGUUGGUUAAUGGUUAAUCCCUUUAUAGGUUGCUUAGGACAACUAAAUUGUUACAGAUUCUUUAUUUAGUAUAUUGACUGCCAAACCUGAAAAGUUGAUGUGUUUUGACCUUGCAUUGGUUCAUUGUAAUUUUAUACAACUGCACACGUUAAGUAGUUUUAGGAUAGCAGAAUUUUAUUUUGCUUAUAUGUAUAAACAUCUUUUAACCAUUGGCGGAAACGUGCCUAAACGUUACCUUGGUGAUAUAUAUAGAUAGUUUGUGAACUAAAAAGAGCUUAUUACCAGAAUACAAGACUUGCUCAAUGACA
Molecule: messenger RNA, 2370 nt
Organism: Jatropha curcas
Lineage: Eukaryota; Viridiplantae; Streptophyta; Magnoliopsida; Malpighiales; Euphorbiaceae
Product: NAC domain containing protein 2
Biological process (GO): regulation of DNA-templated transcription
Molecular function (GO): DNA binding
Source: RefSeq, a predicted model, not a curated record